Messenger RNA from Filobasidium floriforme, 2577 nucleotides. RefSeq lists its product as uncharacterized. Gene Ontology annotation, biological process: ubiquitin-dependent protein catabolic process. Gene Ontology annotation, molecular function: protein binding; ubiquitin protein ligase activity. The record is from RefSeq and is a predicted model, not a curated record. NCBI's taxonomy places the organism in Eukaryota, Fungi, Basidiomycota, Tremellomycetes, Filobasidiales, Filobasidiaceae. The coding region runs from base 1 to 2577 and encodes 858 amino acids. The transcript is spliced from 12 exons.
AUGCACUUGAUACCGGACGAUCACGAUAAUGCACCAUGGGUUGAAAUGAUCUGGUCGGAUUUGCGGGAUGUAGGAACAAGACGAUCCGUCGUCGCCGCCGACUCGCUCGUCAAGCGGGACGUCUUUCGUCUGCCGGACCCGUUCGCCGUUAUCACCGUCGAUGGCGAACAGACCCACACGACGAGCGUGAUCAAGAAGACGUUGAACCCGUAUUGGAACGAGAACUUUGACAUUAAUGUCAAAGACUCGUCCGUCGUCGCCGUGCAAGUGUUUGAUCAGAGAAAGUUCAAGAGAAAGGAUCAGGGGUUUUUGGGAGUGAUCAAUAUCAAGGUGGCCGAUGUGAUCGAUUUGGACAGUGGUGGGCAGGAAAUGCUCACGAGGGACCUGAAAAAGUCGAGCGAGAACUUGCCUGUUCACGGCAAGCUGAUCCUGUACGUGACGACCAACACGUCGGGACCGAUCCAGAAUCCCGGACCGACCGCGAGCAGUGGGAGCACGGUCGGUGCGGGAUCUUCGGGUACGGCCGCGGACGCGUCUAGGCGUGAUUCGGCGCCUCAGGUGCCAUCGUCUGCUGCUGCCAACAGCACGCUCGCGGCUUCGGCUGCUGGACAAGAGGCUGUGGCUCAGGUGGCCAACCCUGCUCCUGGCGUUCCCGCCGUCAACCAAAACUCGACUGGCGCUCUGGGUGCGCCGACGACCAACCCGACGGCGCAGGCGGCUUCGACCGGUGUGACUGCCAACAACGGGACUGGCGGAGCGUCAGCUGGGAACAACAGCAACUUUGAUCCUCAUAUGGACCAUCUUGGGUCCCUGCCUGAAGGAUGGGAGAGGAGGAUCGACCAUCUCGGAAGGCAGUACUACGUUGAUCACAACACCAGGACGACGACGUGGAACCGUCCCAGUACGGAUCAGGUGGCCAACAAUGCCAACGCUGCCAACUCUACCGGAGACGCUCGAGCGAGGCAUAAUCUGAGGAGUCUGGCCGAUGAUAUGCUCGACACUGGUGGCGGGUCGGGAUCGAACACGCCCAACCCCAACGGGCAGAACGCGCCGGCUUCCCCCGGUGGAGCCGCUGCGGGAGGUAGCAGUGUCGUCCCUACCGGAGGCGCUACCGUCACUCAGGCCGGUGCCGGACCUCUGCCUCAGGGCUGGGAGCAGCGGUUCACGCCCGAAGGUCGACCUUACUUUGUCGACCACAACACGAGGACGACCACCUGGGUUGAUCCGCGUCGACAGCAGUUGUUGCGUGUCAUCAGCCCGAGCGGUGGUAACUUGACUGUUCAGCCCCAGACCGUCAGCCAGCUCGGACCUUUGCCGAGCGGAUGGGAGAUGAGGUUGACAAGCACGGCCAGGGUGUACUUUGUCGAUCACAACACCAAGACGACUACGUGGGAUGACCCUAGGUUGCCCAGUUCUCUCGACCAGAACACCCCGCAAUACAAGCGAGACUUCCGACGAAAGUUGAUCUACUUCCGAUCGCAACCCGCGCUUCGUCCCAACACGGGUCAAUGCCACAUCAAGGUCUCGCGAGAGACCAUCUUUGAAGGUAGUUACAGCGAGAUCAUGAGGCAGACGCCGAACGAUCUCAAGAAGCGGUUGAUGAUCAAGUUCGAGGGCGAGGACGGUUUGGAUUACGGUGGUCUGUCGAGAGAGUUCUUCUUCUUGCUCUCGCACGAGAUGUUUAACCCGUUCUACUGCUUGUUCGAGUACUCGGCGCACGACAACUACACGCUGCAGAUCAACCCCAACUCGGGAGUCAACCCGGAACACUUGAACUACUUCAAGUUUAUCGGACGUGUGCUCGGACUGGGUAUCUUCCACCGUCGUUUCUUGGACGCCUACUUUAUCGUCGCUUUCUACAAGAUGAUCCUCAAGAAGAAGAUCGCCUUGGCCGAUCUCGAGAGUGUAGACGCCGAGCUUCACCGAGGUCUUACCUGGAUGUUGGAGAACGACAUUACCGACGUCAUCGACGACACGUUCUGUACGACCGAAGAGCGUUUCGGCGAGAUCGUCACCGUCGACCUGAAGCCUGGUGGCCGAGACGUUCAGGUCACCGAGGAAAACAAGAAGGAAUACGUAGAUCUUGUCACGACGUACCGUAUCGAGAAGCGUGUCUCGGAACAGUUCGAGGCGUUCAUGUCCGGGUUCAACGAGUUGAUUCCUCAAGAACUCAUCAAUGUGUUUGACGAGCGGGAACUCGAGUUGUUGAUUGGAGGAAUGUCCGAGAUCGACGUCGACGACUGGAUGAAGCACACCGAUUACCGAGGAUACAACCCUUCGGACGAGGUCAUCGAGUGGUUCUGGAAGAUCGUGCGCGCUUGGCCCGCCGAGCGAAAGUCCCGUCUCCUGCAAUUCACUACGGGUACAUCUCGAAUCCCCGUCAACGGCUUCAAGGACUUGCAGGGUUCCGACGGUCCUAGGCGAUUCACAAUCGAAAAGGCUGGCGAAGUGACCCAGUUGCCGAAAAGUCACACGUGUUUCAACCGUAUCGACCUUCCUGCUUACAAGACGUUCGAGCAGCUCGAGCAAAAGUUGACGAUCGCCGUCGAGGAGACCCUCGGAUUCGGUCAAGAGUAA